CGGUCUCGGUGCCGGUGCCGGUGCCGGGCCGGCCCCGCCGCGGGAGCAGCAGCGGGGCUGAGCGGCGGCCAUGGGCCGCAGCCGCUCCCGGUCACCGCCGCGGCGGGAGCGCCGGCGCUCGCGUUCCACGUCCCGGGACAGGGACAGGCGGCGGCGGGAGCGAUCCCGGUCCCGGGACAGGGACAGGAGGAGGAGCCGGUCCCGCUCCCCGCACCGGAGACGAUCCAGGUCCCCACGCCGGCACCGCUCCAGCUCCUCGUCGCCAGCACGGCCCAAGGAGCGCCGGGAUGAGGAGAAGAAGGAGCUCAAGGACUCCAAGAAGGAGCGGCAGAUCACAGAGGAGGAUUUACAGGGCAAGACAGAGGAGGAGAUCGAGAUGAUGAAGAUGAUGGGUUUUGCCUCCUUUGAUACCACCAAGGGGAAGAAGGUGGACGGCGCUGCCAAUGCCUACGCCAUCAACGUGUCCCAGAAGAGGAAGUACAGGCAGUACAUGAACAGAAAAGGAGGAUUCAACAGGCCCCUGGAUUUCAUCGCCUGACCUGGCACACGGCUCCAGAAGGAUUUCGCUUCCCUGCACUCUCCUGGCUGGCUCCCGUGCUGGAUUCCAGCGGAAUUCGGGUUACUCCCAACAAAUCCCACAGCCAGAGCUGCCGCCAGUUUCCGUUUCCCAGAUGUUUGUUGUUGUUGUUUUACAACAGAGGUCAGAUUCUGGCUGGGAUUUUGCAGUGUUCUCCCUGGGUUUGGUUUGUUUCCCUGUUAAUAAAACCCCAGAUGUAUUUUUU
Lonchura striata (white-rumped munia) is the source of this 782-nucleotide messenger RNA. RefSeq names its product small nuclear ribonucleoprotein U4/U6.U5 subunit 27 (gene SNRNP27). Gene Ontology annotation, cellular component: precatalytic spliceosome. Gene Ontology annotation, biological process: RNA splicing. The record is from RefSeq and is a predicted model, not a curated record. NCBI's taxonomy places the organism in Eukaryota, Metazoa, Chordata, Aves, Passeriformes, Estrildidae.